AUGGUGGUAACGUUUUUUCGAGGCCAUCCUACGGAUCGCCUGCUUCCAGCGUCAUUGAUUUUGGAGGCUGCCAAUAGAGUGCUGGGUAGUCCAAAGCCCUACAGUAACGAUGAAAAGAGCCGGAACCCGUUGACCUAUGGCCCCGACGAAGGGUCGUACUUUGUGCGGCAGCAAAUAUGCAAAUGGUACAAUGGCGUUUUGAACGGAACGGCUACUCCAGAAUGUAUUAAUUUAACAAAUGGUGCUAGUUAUGGCGCACUAAUUGCCUUAUUGCGGACAACGUCCCCUCAGUAUACCAAGGGGGCCUACGUUGUGAGCCCCACGUAUUUUCUCAUUAAUGGGAUUUUUGAAGACGUGGGGUUGCGUAAACAGCUGAGAUCUUUGUGUGAAAAGGACGACGGGCGUUAUGAUCUGGAUGCACUGGAGGCUGAGCUAGCACACGAAAAGGAGAGCAGUCCCCAGAAGCCCAGCCGGUUCACUUUUCGAUAUGUUCUCUAUUUGGUGCCUACUCAUAACAAUCCAAGCGGCCACACCGUGCCACUUGAAGACCGCAAGCGCUUGCUUGAAAUUGCCCGUCGCUAUGAUCUUCUUAUUCUGGCAGACGAGGUCUACGAAUGGUUGAACUACACCGACAAGCCUAAUCCGACUUCUUUGACGACAUUGGAUCGCGAGACACUUCCAGAAGGGUCAAUUGGCAAUGUUAUUGGCAACUAUACCAUUUCGAAAGUUCUGGGCCCGGGGCUGCGGGUUGGCUGGCACGAAACAGCCACUCCCGAGCUUGCCUACCACCUGUCGCAAUUAGGAUCCGUCAAGUCAGGAGGCACACCAGCACAUCUUAAUACGUAUUUUGUGGGUGAUAUGAUGGAGAGUGGUGCUAUCGAUAAAGUAAUUCUAAACCUCAAUACCGUGUAUGGCGAGCGGGCCCAUGCCUACCGGGCGGCUAUGGAAAAAUACUUACCGGCGGGAACCAAAAUCGACGGGGGCAAUGGGGGCUAUUUUUUCUGGCUAAGGUUCCCAAAUGGCUACGAUAUUCACGCUAUCACUCAAAAAUGCAAAGAUGCCGGCAUUAUGCUGGCCCCUGGCCAACACUUUGAGGUGACUGGCCAGCCGCACGGCUGGGGAGACCAUCACUUUAGGGUUUCUCUGAGCUAUCACGAAUCUGACGAAGCUACAGAGGCUAUAAAAAAGUGGGGCGAAAUUUCCCAGACGUGUCGCAAGUGA
Messenger RNA from Wickerhamiella sorbophila, 1221 nucleotides. RefSeq lists its product as hypothetical. Lineage: Eukaryota; Fungi; Ascomycota; Dipodascomycetes; Dipodascales; Trichomonascaceae. The transcript has a single exon. The record is from RefSeq and is a predicted model, not a curated record. Gene Ontology annotation, biological process: biosynthetic process. Gene Ontology annotation, molecular function: pyridoxal phosphate binding; L-2-aminoadipate:2-oxoglutarate transaminase activity. The coding region runs from base 1 to 1221 and encodes 406 amino acids.